Messenger RNA from Mizuhopecten yessoensis (Yesso scallop), 4154 nucleotides. RefSeq names its product solute carrier family 41 member 1-like. Gene Ontology annotation, cellular component: plasma membrane. The transcript has 12 exons. Gene Ontology annotation, molecular function: monoatomic cation transmembrane transporter activity. The coding region runs from base 170 to 1759 and encodes 529 amino acids. NCBI's taxonomy places the organism in Eukaryota, Metazoa, Mollusca, Bivalvia, Pectinida, Pectinidae. Gene Ontology annotation, biological process: monoatomic cation transport. The record is from RefSeq and is a predicted model, not a curated record.
UUGUUUUGAGAGUAGCAAUAUGGCCACUGACUUGUUGGCAGACUUUCCGAUAUUUCUUUUAUGAACCUCGCCUAAACUUCCAGCAUGACUUAGUUUGGACAUUCCUCAUUCCAUCACCGAAGUAUGACUUUGAUCUAAGAUUUGUCUGUGCUGCUGAGGUACAGCUGUAAUGGCUGAGAGAGGUCAAGGUGUAUACAACCUCCGCAAAAGAAUGGUUCCCACCCGCCUCACCUCCAGCCCUAUCCCUCCCACCGACAUCACCAUGACCUCAACCGGCCAUGAACCUGCCACAAAACUUAAUGAUCUGAAAUCUAAACAUUUGAAUGGGAGAACAUUAACGCAAGAAGGUUCGCCAAGUACAAAUGAUGACGACGAUGAUGAAGAGGAAGAGACUAUAUUUGAUAACAACGUAGACACCAGGCCACUGUUAAAUGCUAGCUCAUCUCCGGAUAGUGAUCCCGAUCCUGGUGAUGUGGAGGCAAAUCAACCUAUCAGGGAGGAGACCUGGUUUGAGAUAGCACUGCAGGUCUUCUUCCCCUAUAUUGUAGCAGGCUUUGGCACUGUGGGAGCAGGCAUGGUCUUAGAUGUUGUACAGCAUUGGGACGUGUUUGUAAAUGUUUCUGAAGUGUUCAUCCUGGUUCCCGCCCUGCUCGGAUUGAAAGGGAACUUGGAAAUGACAUUGGCUUCAAGAUUGUCCACACAGGCCAAUCUGGGGAAUCUGGAUUCAAAGAAGGAAAUGUGGAGUCUGAUUUGUGGGAAUAUGGCUUUAGUUCAGGCUCAAGCCAUCGUUGUUGGGUUCCUGGCGUCCAUGGUAGCCAUGAUAAUGGGCUGGAUCCCUCAGGGGAAGUUUGAUCUGUACCAUGGUCUGUUGCUGUGUGCCAGUAGUAUGUUCACUGCAGCGGUAGCUAGUUUUGUUUUGGGUGCUGUGAUGGUGGGUGUAGUUGUGGUCUCCAGAAAAGUAAAGAUAAACCCGGACAAUGUAGCUACACCUAUAGCAGCCAGUCUUGGUGAUCUCGUCACCCUCUCUCUACUGGCGGGAGGUAGUCUAGUCCUGUACGCCAGUCUUGGUAAACAUUUGUGGAUGGCUCCCACCAUUAUUGGUCUCCUGGUAGCCCUCAUUCCUCUCUGGCUGUACAUAUCUGUAAAAAAUAAAUAUACCAACGUGGUAGUCUACUCUGGCUGGACACCUGUACUUAGUGCUAUGUUUAUUAGUAGUGUUGGUGGUUUAAUUCUAGAUUUUACCGUAUCUAGAUACCAUGGCAUUGCUGUGUUUCAACCUGUGAUUAAUGGUGUAGGAGGUAACUUAGUGGCAGUGCAUGCCAGUCGCCUCACUACUGCUUUACAUCUAGUCUGUAAGCCGGGGAGGCUGCCAGCAACGAUUACUCGUGGCUGUCCCAAUCCAGGCAGUGCUUUCUGUGGUCAAAGUACCAAUGCCAACGCGGCGCGAGUCCUGUUGGCGUUAGUGAUACCUGGACACCUUAUAUUUAUGUUCACUAUAUCAUACAUGAAAGCUGGACACACAUCUAUCACUAUAACAUUUGCUGGCAUUUACCUCACCGCCUCUCUACUUCAGGUGAUCAUCCUGUUGUAUCUUGCCCAUUGGAUGGUACACUUUGUGUGGCGGCUGGGAGAGGACCCUGACAACGUAGCCAUCCCCUAUCUGACUGCCAUCGGUGAUCUGCUGGGAACAGCAUUCCUGGCUUUAGCCUUCCACCUCCUCUACCUCAUAGGGGACAAGGAUGCUGAUGUGGGAGAGUAAUCAAUGUACACAGAAUUUAACGUCCUCCUGAACAUGGAAUGAAUUGAAGUUUAAGACAGACUGUUUCAAACAGAUAAGUCUUAACUACAUAAUACAAGUCAAAAGACAAUACGGAUAUUUCAUCCAGUUUAUGGAAAGGAAUAAAAUGAUAGUCAUGAAAAGUGAAAUGUAAGUGAAGCCUGGAUAGAAAAUGCGCUAUUAUUUAUGAAAGGUUGUGGUAAAACGUUACUAACCAAGAGACUUAUUUUAAUAGAAAACUACGUAGAGAUUGUGAUUUUAGAAAUGUUGACUGUGAUGAAUGAGAUGGUGGAGUAAUGAUGAAGAAUGACAGUUGUUAACUGGGAGUUAUGUUUACUAUAGAUAAUUUAUCAUUGCAAUUAGUAUAUAUGAUAACAAAAAACAUGUUUGUUACCACCGUUAUUUUUAAAGUGAUGGGAAUGAAAGUGAAUUGUGUACAGUUUGCAAUUCACACUGUAUCUUUUUUGAGUAGAAUAUUGAUUUGUUGAAUUAACAUUGAACAUUGUUGGGUAGGAAGUGUUUUUAGUGGAAAUGUUACUGUUCUAUUUCAUAGUACAUUAAAAGCUACCAGAUGAAAGCUGUUGUGAAUAUUGGGCUGUGUGCGAUAAUUCGGUGUUUUAAUACUGUAACAGAAUUGUGAUAUAAACCUGGGAACUACAGGGUCAAUACACAAUUUAUGGGUGUCAGCGUCGGAGAAUUAAUUAGGAAUUAAUUCUGUUGCCUGUAAAUGUGUGCUGUGCCUCUACUGUAAAGCAUCUUUUAUGUACCUGUUGUUAACUGACAAUAAUGAAGAUGGGCUACCACUAUUUUUUGGUACAAUUGUAUUUUCAAGAUUUGCUGACAAGCAUAUGGCAUUGUAUUGCAGUAAAACAAGUGUUAAGUAAGUGAGAAUGUAGACAUUUCAUUGCAUUUAGAUACAAUUCAGAAUUCCAUCCUGUCAAGCUGACAGUGGCACAUGCUUUGUUUGUGUGGUAUAGGAUGGGUCUACUUUCAAGGGUUCCCAGGAUUUACGCUUGCCUUGAUGUGAACAUAGAGAUUUCCACAAGCAAAUAGAUACUACAAAGGUGAUAGUGGUUUGACUAAAUGCAGUGACAUGUUAUGAGCCAUAACCAAGUCUCAAACAAUUUAUUUAGUAACCUUCAGUAACUUCAACAUUUUCUUUUACUAGUCAUUUUCAAGGAAGAUUCUGAACUUGCUUCAUGGAGAAAAAAACAUCCAUAACCAUCAUCUGUUUUAAGUAUUGAAAUGCUGCCAGAAGACUGUGAGAAGUGAUCUUUGACCUAUUUAAUGGUGUAUAAGGCACAGUCACACCCUUUAACAGAGAUAGCUAAUGUUUAAAUGUAUGUGAUCCUAGUUUUAGUAGCUGAAGCUAUCAACAAGGGUUACAGUAAACCUCCGGUCAGUUCUAUUAGAUUAACAUAAUUGUAAUGUAUUGGUGGAGGUGCCAAAAUAAUUGAGCUGUGUCUUUACUGUGCCUUACAGAAGCGUGACCGUACUAAUACAGUCAUGUUGUUGUAACGAAGGUACAGACAGUAACAGGGAGGAGUAGUCACAGUUCGUUAUUGUCUGGUUCAUGUACGUCCAGAUUGUCUUAUCUCAAAUCACCAUUAACUGGGAAAAAAUAUGUUUUAUUGAAGAGAUGUAUGUGUUCAAAUAGUGUUUCAACUGAAACUGCCAGAAAGUUUACGGCACUUGCAGAAAAUACUUAUUUUAAUGUUGAGUUGUUAUAGUUUUGUAUAUAAAGGAUGCAGUCCUGUACCACAUUCCAGUCAUGAUGUCUCCAUAACUCCUAAUUAACUUACUACACCCCUUAACAGGAACUCACUGGGAUGUGGAUAGUUCACAUUUAUAUUGUGUUGGCUAUGAACAUUUAACAUGGGAACAAAAACUAACACAUACACCAAAUCUCCUAUGUUUUCUUUUCCAGAACAUUCUGAUUGUGAGAAAUCAGGCUCCUUUAUAUGGGGAUGAAAACUAUGUUGGUUGAGUUUGGGAUGUUUUCUUUAUUUUCUGAUCUGUUCUAACACUUAAUGGGAUGUUAGAAAUCAGGCAUUUUGUUAUAUUGGGUUAAAAAAAACUUAACAUGGCAAUUAAAUCAGAAAGGUUUAUUCUUACUGAACUAUUGUACAUGGAAAGUCAGACUUUUUGUUAUAUAAGAUAUUAUUUUGGCAAUAUUUAUUGUUAAACUGGAUUGGUAUUUUUUACCAUUUACUGUCUGUUUUCAAAAUAACGCAAACAAUUUUUCUAUUGAAUGAGAAAUAGCAUAAACAAAGUUUUUGUCAACAGCUGCAGUUAUUGUGUGUUUUCAUGUUUGUACCUGCAACUGAGGCUCCCUACAAAUUGAUACACUAAUAAACAUGUUGCCUAAAUACACAUA